CGUGGUAUGUUAGAAAUAGAUAAAGCGGCUGGGAUAGAAAAUUUGGGACAUAUUAAGUGGCAAAUUGCUCUUUGUUUGUUUGUCGUUUACCUCAUAUGUUACUUCAGUUUGUGGAAGGGAAUUUCUACAUCUGGAAAAGUUGUCUGGUUUACAGCUUUAUUUCCGUAUGUUGUGCUGAGCAUACUUUUGGUGAGAGGCAUCACUUUACCAGGAUCAUUUCAAGGAAUCAAAUAUUAUUUGACACCAAGCUUCGACAAACUUACAAUGUCAAGUGUUUGGGUAGAUGCAGCAACACAGGUAUUUUUUUCUUUAGGACCUGGAUUUGGAGUUCUUUUGGCUUUUGCCAGUUAUAAUAAAUUCCAUAACAACGUUUAUUAUGACGCCAUUGCAACUAGUCUCAUCAAUUGCAUGACAAGUUUUUUGGCAGGAUUUGUCAUUUUCUCGGUUUUAGGUUACAUGAGUCACAAAUCUGGGAAACUAAUCCAAGAUGUGGCUACAGAAGGUCCGGGUUUAGUGUUUGUGGUGUAUCCGGAAGCUAUUGCCACUUUACCAUUUUCUUCUUUUUGGUCAAUUGCAUUUUUUCUUAUGCUUAUAACAUUAGGACUUGAUAGUUCGUUCGGAGGUUCAGAAGCAAUUAUAACAGCUCUCAGUGACGAGUAUCCACUUAUCAAAAACAACCGGGAGAUUUUUAUUGCAUGUCUUUUCACAUUUUAUUUUUUUGUUGGACUGCCCAGCUGCACACAGGGCGGGGCAUACGUAGUGACACUUCUGGAUAAGUAUGCCGCUGGCUUUUCCAUCUUGUUUGCGGUUUUUUUUGAAACUUUGGCAGUAUCUUAUUUUUAUGGAGUAGAAAGAUUUGCAGAUGACAUAAAUUCUAUGCUUGGAUAUAAGCCUGGAGUAUACUGGAAAAUAUGUUGGAAAUAUGUUUCUCCACUUUUUUUGCUGCUAAUAAUAAUAUCUGGAUUUGUUUGGUACACUCCUUUGAAACAUGACAAUUAUGUCUAUCCUUUCUGGGCCAACAUGGUUGGCUGGAGUAUAGCGCUGUCGUCAAUUCUUUUUAUGCCCUCAUUGGCCGCCAUAAAAUUAUUUAAAAGCAGUGGUACAUUCAAACAAAGAUUUCGCUUGCUGAUUACACCAUGGAGAGAUACUCAAUCAAGAUUAGUUAACUACGACAAUGGGCAAGGUUAUUCAGAAGUUGUUCAAACUCAUUCAGAAGGAAAAACCAUCUAA
Messenger RNA from Helobdella robusta, 1230 nucleotides. RefSeq lists its product as hypothetical. Lineage: Eukaryota; Metazoa; Annelida; Clitellata; Rhynchobdellida; Glossiphoniidae. The record is from RefSeq and is a predicted model, not a curated record. Gene Ontology annotation, cellular component: neuron projection; neuronal cell body membrane; presynaptic membrane. The annotation marks the transcript as partial. Gene Ontology annotation, molecular function: dopamine:sodium symporter activity. Gene Ontology annotation, biological process: sodium ion transmembrane transport; dopamine uptake involved in synaptic transmission. The transcript has 10 exons.